AUGCAACAGAAGUCGAUAAAGACUACUACUACUACUACUGCGAAGAGGAAGAAAACUAUCGGAAAACAUAAUAAGACAGGUACAAGACGGUCUCGUCGUGAUAGUCCUUGCAGUAACGGCAACGAUGCGGACGCACGUCGACCAGUCAUUGCAUCGGGUUCAAGUUCAUUGUCAUGUUCAGACAUUAUGACUUCACGUCUUUUUCACAUUCUGAAUGAGGCCAAUGCACCGGUAUUGGCAAUGGACACAUUCGGUUGCAUCAUAUUCUGGAAUCAGCAGCUUACAAAGCUCUCUGGGCUCUCACCGGCCGACGCGGUCGGACGACCAGUGAUGGAACUACUGACGACGACCUGUAAAACGACAGAAGUGACGUAUGGACUUGAACAAGCUCUUGCUGAUACGGAAGUGACGGUACAAGACGUAGUGAUGGAAUUUAACACACCAGAGCUUGGACGCAACUUGAAGCUGCUUGUGAACUUGACGGUUGACGUAGAAGAUAACAAAGUAGCGAGUAUUGUGGCCAUUGGACAAGAUAUUACAGAGUGGACAGUACGAGGAAUACCGUCUGCUCAAGCAGCUCAGCAAGCAAACGCUCCCGUUGUAGAGCUCGAUCGAGACGGACAUAUCACUUUAUGGAACGCCAAGGCCGAGGCAACAACGGGUUACGCUAAUGAACAGGUUCUAGGGACACCACUUGUUAAUCUGGUGCAAGAAGACUACCGUGAACUUGUUGGUAAACUCUUGGCGCGCGUUGCAUCGACCAAUACGUCGGUUUCCAAGUGCGAACUGCCGCUCGAGACAGCCGGUGGCGCGCGCGUGGAGUUGCUGCUGAGUCUCACACCGCAGGUCAGCAGUGAUGGCGUUGACUCAAUUGUGAGCCGUAUCGUGGCGGUUGGACAGGAUGUGACGGCACGUAAUGCAAGUGAAAUGGAGUACAGUAAGCUGGUGGAUUCCGCUAACGCACCUAUCUUUGGCGUGGACUCGGAGGGCUGUAUUGUAAUUUUCAACAAAAAAGCUGCACAGAUUAGUGAGUACUGGCCAGGCGAGGUCAUGGGUGUUAAUCUGGUGUCUUUUUUGAUCCACGAAGACUAUCGAGAGGAUGUGGCAGCAGUUUUUCAAAAGGCGUUACGCGGUGUGGAGACCGCAAACUGUGAGUUUCCUCUGAUUACUAAACACGGUCGAAAGGUGGAGAUAUUGCUGAGUGCGACACCACGCUAUAACGAUGCCGGAGCUAUUGUUGGCGUAGUCGGCAUAGGCCAAGACAUCACGGAACGAAUCGUGCAAGAGCAAGAGUAUACUCGCCUCAUUGACACAGCCAAUGCACCCAUCGUAGGUGUGGACAAGCAGCUCUGCGUGACAAUUUGGAAUAAGAAAGCGGCGACCAUCACUGACUAUUCGUAUGUGCAGGCAAUUGGCAAGAACCUACUUGAGUUUAUUGCAGAACAUGCGCGUGACACUGUAGCAGACGUACUUUCUAAGGCAAUGGAUGGCAUUGAGACUGCAAACUUUGAGUUUCCUUUGAUGACAAAAAACGGGAGACAGCUAGACAUUUUGUUGAACGCUACACCGCGCUUUGACCAUAGCGGCAAUAUCACUGGCAUGGUAGGAAUCGGACAAGACUUUACUGAUCAACGCGCACAGGAGGAAGAGUACAUCCGACUGAUUGAUACGGCCAAUGCGCCAAUAUUUGGCAUUGAAAUGGGAGGUCGCGUGGAUAUAUGGAACCGAAAGGCUGUGGCUAUCACGGAGUAUACAGUGCUGGAGGCACGAGGGACUCGGCUAGUUGAGAGCUUUAUUCCACUUGACUACCGUGCUGGAGUGGCAGAGGUGAUGUCGAAGGCCAUGGAGGGGGAAGGCACAGCAAACUUUGAGUUUCCGUUAAUUACUAAAACUGGCCGACGCGUAGAAAUUUUGCUGAACGCGACACCGCGUUACAACCAGCACGGUGACAUUGUAGGCGUUGUUGGUAUUGGCCAGGAUAUUACUGAGCGUAUUGUGCAAGAGCAGGAAUAUAGUCGUCUGAUCGACACAGCAAACGCACCCAUUUUUGGUGUCGACAUGGCAGGCCUCGUAAACAUUUGGAAUGACAAAUCUGCAGAGAUCACGCAGUUUACAGCUGACGAGGUUAUUGGAAAGGACUUGGUGCAAGAAUUUAUAUCGGAGGGCUACCGUCCUGCCGUGGGCUUGGUGCUGUCACAAGCAUUAAAUGGUGUCCAGACUGCCAAUUUUAACUUUCCGCUUAUCACUAAAUCUGGGCGUCGCGUUGAAAUAUUGUUGAAUGCCACUCCGCGGUACAACGAACUGGGUGAGAUUGUUGGUGUAGUAAGUAUAGGGCAGGACAUUACGGAGAGAAUUGCUCAAGAACACGAGUACAGUCGGUUGAUUGAUACAGCCAACGCCCCUAUUUUUGGCGUAGAUAGCGAAGGUCGUGUAAAUAUUUGGAACAAGAAAGCAGCUGAGAUUAUGCAGUAUUCUACUGACGAAGUGCUGGGGGAGAAUUUGGUGGAAAAGUUUAUUACGGAAGAUUACCGUGACGCUGUUGGUGCAGUUUUAUCGAAGGCUCUUGAUGGAUUUGAAACAGCGAACUUCGAGUUUCCACUGGUCACAAAAGCAAACCGCCGAGUUGAAAUUCUGCUCAAUGCCACACCUCGGUUCAAUGAGCAUGGAACGGUUAUUGGUAUGGUAGGUAUUGGCCAGGACAUUACGGAUCGUAUUGCUCAGGAGCAAGAAUAUGCGCGACUGAUUGAGAAGGCAAAUGCUCCAAUUUUUGGUGUCGACUCGCAGGGUCUAAUCAACAUCUGGAAUCACAAGACAGCUGAAAUGACACGGUUCUCGAAGGAGGAAGCGGUUGGUAAGGACUUGAUGAGCUGGGCUAUUCCGGAAGAGUAUCGCGAUGCUACGGAAACUAUCUUAUGGAAGGCCCUGGAAGGCGAUGAAACGUCAAAUUUCGACGUUGAACUGAAGAAAAAGAAUGGUCGAACUGUAAAUAUUCGAAUGAAUGCAACUGCAAGGUUUGACCAGCAUGGUGAAAUUGUAGGCGUGGUCGGCAUUGGUCAGGACUUGACUGAUCGUAUAGUGCAGGAGCAAGAGUAUACACGCCUGAUCGACACAGCAAAUGCACCAAUCUUUGGCGUGGAUGCAAACCUCUGCGUAAACAUUUGGAACAAGAAAGCUGCUCAGAUUACAAAAUACUCCACUGCAGAAGUAAUCGGCGAGAAUUUGGUGGAGACGUUCAUUUCGCCAGAGUAUCGACCUAUCGUGGCGGAUGUGUUCACGAAGGCUUUGAAUGGCAUUCAAACUGGGAAUUUCGAGUUUCCAUUGAUCACACGGCCUGGUACGCGAAUUGAGAUCCUUUUAAAUGCGACGCCACGAAAUGACAUGCAUGGCAAUAUCGUUGGUGUGGUAGGCAUUGGUCAGGAUAUUACUGACCGCAUUGCACAGGAACACGAGUACUUCCGACUGAUUGAUACAGCAAAUGCCCCAAUUUUUGGUGUGGACACUUUUGGGUGCAUCAACGAAUGGAACCAAAAGAUUGAGGAAAUUACGGGAUUCCACAAGUCGACGGUUCUGGGGCUGUCGUUGGUGGAUGCAUUUAUAAAUGUUGAAAACCGACCCGAAGUACGAAAACUACUGAAUCAGGCAUUAAUUGGCAUCGAUGUUGGCGAAAUGGAACUACCCAUGACGACUGUUGCUGGACGAUCGUUGCUGCUGCUCGUCAAUGCUUCCAGUAAGAAGGAUAUGCACGGUAACAUUCGUGGUGUAAUUGGAGUUGGUCAAGACUACACCGCGAAGAAGCACAUGGAAGCGGCCAAAGUGAACUUUCUUGCUUCUUUUAGUCACGAGCUAAGAACACCUCUGAACGGCGUGUUAGGUAUGUUGGAACUAUUGCGCGACCAAAAGUUGGAAAAGACCCCUGAGCGCUACGUGCAUAUUGCGUACAUUUCUGGGUCACUACUGCUGAAUUUAAUCAAUGAUAUCCUCGACUUGUCAAAGAUUGAAGCAGGACACAUGGAGAUCUCAGCAGAUCCAUUUCAAAUGCAAGAUCUGUUGGAGUACUCCGUUGAGAUUUUCAAGUUUAAGGCUCGUGAGAAGCACAUCAAGCUUACAUUAGAGUGCUCUUCGAAGGUUCCAAAGCGAGUAGUUGGUGAUGUGAGUCGGCUUCGGCAAGUCCUACUAAACUUGCUAUCGAACGCUAUUAAGUUCACAAACAAAGGGUCAAUCACAGUUCGCUGCAACGUGGUACCAUCACCAGACCUUCCAAAGCAUUGUGUAAAGUUAUUGUUCCAAGUCGUUGAUACUGGUGUCGGCAUGGACAAUGAAGAAAAGUCGCGGUUAUUCUCAUUAUUCACAAAGCUUGAGCGUACACGUAAGAACAAUCCUACGGGAUCUGGAUUAGGACUUGCAAUCUGCAAACAGCUUGUGGAGCUUAUGGACGGUGAUAUUGAUGUCGACAGUGAACUGGGAGAGGGUUCGGAGUUUUUCUUCACUGUCGUCUUAGGUCGGAUUGAUGAUGAAGAAGAAGAUCUUGUCCGAAGGUUUCCAGCUAUUCUGGCUGCUGAUCCAAGCAUUGCACCCUCCAUGACACCCAGUACGGCACGACAUAACUCGUCUAUGCCGGAGCUAGUGCCGAAGCAUGCUCGUAUUUUGGUGGUAGAAGACAAUGAGUUUAACUGGGAAGUCGUCAAGAGCUUUUUUAUGGAAGACAAUCACCUGCUGCAGUGGGAGACAAAUGGUCUAGAUGCGUACCAGAUGUAUCAGGAGCAUCACGAUUCGUAUGAUAUCGUGCUAAUGGACUGCGAGAUGCCAAUCAUGAACGGGUAUGAUUCCACUCGCAAUAUUCGCAUGUUUGAAAAACAACAUGAUAUCCCUCGUAUUCCUAUUAUUGGCGUCACAGCAUAUGCAAUGAGUGGUGAUCGAAAGAAGUGUCUUGAUGCAGGAAUGGAUGAAUUUAUUGUCAAACCUAUCUCGAAAACUGAGCUGCGCAAGGCUAUUCGUAAGUGGAUGUGUGUACGCUUUUCAAGUCAACAUUGUUCUAGACCAUCACGUGCAGAGUCUCUGGAUACUACGUGGAGUGGUGUCGAUAUUUCAUCAUCGACCCAGAACGCCGUCAACUUGGUAGCGGCGUCAAAGCACAAGGAGAAGCUUGAUUUGGACCGGGCCAUUUCGGACCUAGAACUGGAGGACCCAAUGAUGAUUGGUCAUUCUGGCGGAAUCCAAACAGCAGCAGGCUCGGAGGCAUUGCUGAUGUCGCUCACUACUAUCAGCGAGAGCAGGAGUAACCAGUCAGCAAGUUCGGAAACUCUCGGACACACAACUGGACGGGUAGAUGCUCUAUCUGCGACGGUCGUGCUGUCCGACUCGACGACACAAACGGUUGGGCCAGUUAAAAUGCAUCCCGAAACUCUUGUGAACGCCUCGAACAUUAUUGGUACGAACUUGUUUGCUGCAGCCAAGGCAGCCGGAAUCUGCUCGAUGAAUGCGCGUGAAGCUGCGCCGCAGUCAUCAUCAUCAGAUGACAGCAACCAUCAGCAAGAUGCUGAUGAAUAUUCAACAAAUUCGGCAAUAGUGACAAAUAAAGCUGCUCGGGCAUACUCUACAACAAUGGCCCCUGAAGAUGUUGUGAUACCAAGUGGCGAUCCAAUCGAUUACGCGCUUGGUGUCGAACAAUGUGGUACGAGCGAAAGCCUAUUCAUGAGUUUGCUUGAGAAGUACGCGGGGUUGAGCGAAGAAUUCAUGAAACGUAUUGAGAAUGCUUAUUCAACAAGAGACUUUGUUGUGCUUCGCCGCGAAAGUCACUCACUCAAAGGAUCUUCAGCAUAUGUCGCAGCUAUGCGUGUUUCCAAGGCAGCAUUCCGUGUACAAUUAGCUACUGAACACGUGAUGGAAAUAACUGCUACUGAGGAAAACCAUUCUUCUCUGAAAGAUGCGUUUCAGCUUCUAAAACGAGAGCAUCGCGCUUUACGCGGCUAUCUCCGACGUAACUUCUCCUUCCGCGCGAGUACUGCCGGGGGAACUCAGGACACAAAGAAGAUGAGCAGUGGAGGAGGAGAUAACGCCUGUGUUAUCAUGUAA
Peronospora belbahrii is the source of this 6072-nucleotide messenger RNA. Lineage: Eukaryota; Oomycota; Peronosporomycetes; Peronosporales; Peronosporaceae. The record is from the annotation of a GenBank genome assembly.